Vanrija pseudolonga is the source of this 3423-nucleotide messenger RNA. RefSeq lists its product as uncharacterized. Lineage: Eukaryota; Fungi; Basidiomycota; Tremellomycetes; Trichosporonales; Trichosporonaceae. The transcript is spliced from 2 exons. The record is from RefSeq and is a predicted model, not a curated record. Bases 459 to 3329 code for a protein of 956 amino acids.
CAACACUCGUUUACGACCUUCAACGACUCCUGUCCUUUUUUACACUUGCGCGCGCAUUAUACCCCCCCUUCCAACUCUACUCUACCACGUCGCAUCUGAAACCCACGUCGACGGCGCCUCCCCGCUCAAUCCCUUACGCGCCGCCGCCGCCGCGCUCACCGUUUUCCCCGACAGUCCCUUGUCGCCCAUUCGCGUGAACAACAUUGUCCAACGGCCCCCAACAUCUCAUCUCAUCCGCUAGCCAUACCACUGUGACAUUGUCGCGUCGACGUAUACCCCCAUCGCUUCACCCUGCUUGCUAGUGCCGUCUGCGCGCGAGCGGGCACGGCCUUGUUGUUUUGGCCACCAUCACAGUGUCACCUCGACUCCCACCAACUCCUCCCAUCACGCCUCCCACGCCUUUGACGGCCAGCACCACCAACGGCAACGGCAGCAACACUAGCAGCCGCCCGUCAGUGAUGAACAAGUCCCUGCCGCCGCCUCCAGCGGCGGCGAGGCGGCCGGCGUACCGCACCAGCUUGCAUACGCCGCCAAAGACGCCCCCGCCGACAUCAGAGUUUCCAGGCUCGUCGACAGCUGCUGUGCUUGUCAAUGGUAGCACGCCAAGGGCAAGGAACAACGGCAGCUCGACAGUCGCGCCCUCCGUUCCCGCCGGUCGCGAGAAUGCGGCACCAACAACAUCCAACGCGACUGUCGCCCCCCAAAUCUCGCGUUCGAUAACCUCCUCAAGCACGGGCUUGAGCACAGGCGCCAGCUCGAGCUCUGGCAUUGGGCCCGGCCCAAGCGUGGGGGGUGCGACGGUGAACGGCAUCAGUGGAGGCGGCCCUGUCCCUUCCCGCCGACACACGCACAUGCCCACCUCGAGCACGAGCACGGUCAAUGGCACGUCUAGCCUCGUCAGCGGGGUUGACGGCAGUGGGGCCAGCAGUAACGGUGGCGGAGGUAGCGCCGGUGGUGGUGGCUCUGGGUUGUCUGCUCAGGACAUGGAGUCGCAUCUCGCCGUCCUUGAAGGCCUGGGUCCCCCUGGCGCUACAAGACGGCCAACCAGGCGCGUGCGCUCGAUUGAGCGGACGUGGCAAUGGGUCAAGUCGCGCUCGAGCGUGUACGGCGAGGCGGCGCUAGCUGGUGGCUUGGACCCUGCAACUGAAGAGGAAGGCUUUGGUCAACUUGGUCACGCCGGCAGCAGCAGCAGCGGCUUUGGUCGACUAGGCCCUCCUUCCGGUGAUCCUGGCCCAUUGAGACCAGCGACCAUGGGUUCAUCACCUCCACGCCGCCAGUCCGACGUCGACCCAGACGAGCGCCGUCGUCGCCGACAGGGAUUAACACCAGAGAGCCUGCGCCCCGCAUCAACCGUCGGCAGCACGUCACUUGCAACACCACGUCCACGCCCCGCGUCCCGCAUCCUCGAGCCCAUCGACACCGCUACCACCUAUCGCCGUCCCCCGCGACCACUCACCACCGUCGGCGAGUCAUCCCUCUCACCAUCCGCCGAGAAUGGGACCAUCCUCCCGCCCCGCGCACGGUCGGCCACCCCGCUCUCGGCUUCGGGUGCCGGUGCUUCGGGCCCACGUUCCGCUCCUGCCAGCUCGGCGCCGCCUCAGCGUCUACCCCCUUCUGUCAAGAACACACGGCCUCGCCCCAUGCCUCUUGUUCCUGGCAGCGUCGAUGUCGGCAUGCCCAAGACGACUGGAUCCAGCAAUUCCAUCGCAUCCGCAGCUUCUUCGGCGUCCUCGGCGAGACCCCGCGUCCCGGUCCAGUCCAUCACUGACAUAGUAAGACGGCACAGCUCUGCCGUCACGCUCGCCCAGGAAACGGCAAAGGACCGUGCGCGACAAGAACUCGCGUCUCGUCCGGACCUGGCAAUGCGACCUCCGCCAGCUCCCGAGGUCCGCCGCCGUCGCCCGGAAACACCGGGCAGCAGAACAACUUCGGUAGACACGACGUCAGAGACAGAUUCUGUUGUUAGAGCAGACUACCAGCUUGCUCAGUCGGCGAUUGAUCACCUCACGCCAAAGCCAUCCCCCGUUGUGGUUCCAAUCCCGACCCCUCCACCGGGAUCGACACCGACACCGACACCACCCCCGCGAGGCAGCAAUGUUUCAUCGCCUACACCGGAUCCCUCUCCUCGGUCCGCAAAGCGUUCGACCGAGCGUGUCCAGAGCCCCGAUCUCAACCGGCAGCGCUCCGGCACCUCUGUCAAUCGCCCCAGCUCGACGUCGCCGCUACCCCAAGACGACGACGCGCAGGCGAUUGGCAUGUACCUCCGUUCGCCGCAACUGAACCGCAUCAUGUUGCUUCCCAGACCGUAUCCUGAACGCCCCCUCCAGGUGUCAUUGGCCGACCUUGGCAAGCCCGAUGGGCGGCCCGUGCUCGUGUUCCUCGGCCUCGGGUGCGUUCGCUACCUCAUCGCGCUGUACGACGAACUGGCGCGUGCCCUCGGACUCCGCCUCAUCUGCAUUGACCGCUGGGGACUAGGCAAGACGGACCAGGUGCAGCAGGACAAGCGUGGCCUGCUCGACUGGGCCGAUGUGGUGCGCAAGGUGCUCGAUGAGUUGGGUGUGGAGCAGUUCCAAGUGCUCGCCCACUCUGCGGGUGCUCCGUACGCGCUUGCCUGCGUCCUCAAGAUGGAGCGUCGAGUCAGAGGAAAGAUUCACUUGCUCUCGCCAUGGGUCGGAGGCGAUGUCGAGGGCUACAAGUGGCUCAAAUGGGUCCCUAAUGGUGUUAUCAAGUCGGCUAUUGCGGCAGAAUGGCGCAUCGAAUCGUACUUUAUGGGCAAGGCACCGAACGCCAAGCAGCCCAAGUCGCCGCAGAUGGCUCAAGCUGGUUUGCGGUCGACGGCCUCGCUCGACGCCGACGGACGAACGUCGCGCUCGUCGUUUGGACAGGAUGGCGCCCAACUGGAAAGCGGCGAGGGAUUCGAUCCCUUCGCCUCUGACCUGUACUCUGCCCUGCCCGUGGUCGCCCCGCGCCUGUCGACGACUUCGACGACCGCCGUGUCAGCGGCCUCUGUUUCGGCCUCGCCGGCCUUCCCCCAGGCACUCAUGCAGGCCUCUCACGCCGAGUCGCUGUCUGGUACGACUGCCGACUUGCUGUCCGUCGUACUUGGGCGCGAUGCCAAGCCGUGGGGAUUCAGUUACACCGACAUCCGCCACCCGUGCAAGAUUUGGUACGGCGCCGAGGACGACAGGGUCAGCGAGAAGAGUAUGCGCUGGAUGGAGCGUGCAAUGGAUGCCGAGCUUAACGUCAUGCCCGAAGAAGGGCACAACCUUAUGAGCUCUAGAGUUGUCAUGUUCGACGUGCUUGACAGCCUCGCCGAAGACAUGUCGUAAUGCGGCGAAGGCGUUGUUACGGAUUGUUUUCUAUCGGUUGGUUUCCACCGAGGUCGAUCUAGUGUCCUGUAGUAGUCCCUUAUAGUUGCCUGUC